Molecule: messenger RNA, 1614 nt
Organism: Cylicocyclus nassatus
Lineage: Eukaryota; Metazoa; Nematoda; Chromadorea; Rhabditida; Strongylidae
Source: the annotation of a GenBank genome assembly
CCUUUUUUAGCACUUUCCUGUACUUGACUACACUUUUAAGCAACUAAGUAUUGUACUAAAUUCUCCGACACUUGGCACGGAGAGAAAUUUAUAGCGGUCGCAGUCUAUUGGAUCUCCUCUCUUUCCUCAUAUACAUAUUGAAAAUAUGAUUGUGAAAGAAUAUCGGGUAGUCCUUCCCAUGACUGUAGAAGAAUAUCAAGUUGGUCAAUUGUGGUCCGUGGCGGAGGCAUCGAAAGCAGAAACGGGUGGUGGCGAAGGAGUAGAAGUCUUGAAAAAUGAACCAUUUGAUGGCGUUCCGUUAUUGAAUGGAAAAUAUUCGAAGGGUCAGUACACACACAAAAUAUAUCAUCUGCAAUCGAAGGUCCCUUCAAUCAUACGGAAAAUAGCCCCGAAAGGCUCACUUGCUAUUCAUGAAGAGGCAUGGAACGCCUACCCAUACUGUAGGACCGUACUUACUAACCCUGAUUACAUGAAAGAAAAUUUUUUUGUAAAAAUCGAGACCAUCCAUCUUCCCGACCGAGGCACCACAGAAAAUGCUCACGGUCUUCCUCCAGAGGAGCUCGCCAGAAGGGAUGUGGUCUACAUCGAUAUCGCAAAUGACAACGAAUUUUUGCACGCCGGUGAUAUCACACCAGCCACAAUACCUAGCAAGUUUGUGAGCUCCAAAACUGGUCGAGGCCCUCUGACCGAGAACUGGCAGGAAACGGUUGAACCAGUUAUGUGUGCUUACAAGCUUGUCAGUGUUCACUUCAAAUGGUUUGGUCUCCAAAAAAUGGUUGAAAGUUACACUCACACACAAUACCCUCGAUUAUUUUCCAAAUUUCACCGCGAGGUGUUUUGUUGGAUUGAUAAGUGGCACGGUUUGACGAUGGAGGAUAUCAGAGCUAUAGAAGCCAAGGCUCAAAAAGAGCUGGAAGAGCAACGAAAGACUGGAACGGUGCGAGGAAUGACUGCUGGUUAACAUACGUCUAGAAGAUUCUGUUGGAUAUUUUCUGCAACUUUAAGUGAAGUACUUGUAUGAAUUACACAAUGUCACUCGUUUUAUAACUUUCCUAUCGAUACGUUUUAUUCUAUUAAGCUGUUUUUCACCCCGUGAUAUCUUGGCUUUCGUCAUCUCUUGUUUGAUACGUUUCACUACAUUCUUCUCUUCCUCUACACUCUCAAACACCUUUGUUGGACUGCGACAGGUGCAAUGUAGGUAUUGAGCUGGUUAAUGUGCGUUUAUUAGUUUUACAAAUUUACAAAUGAACAUUUUGAGAGCUUUGGAUCUGUAUUGUAGUUUUGACUUCUUGGUGUUUUUGUAAAGAUCAUCAGCUUUCCAUUCUCCUUCUCGUUUAUCUCUACUUGCGUGUUCAUUAGGUCUAUGUGGAAGAUGUGCAUGUUUCAUUUUCCUCCAUUUAUUCACGGUUUUACACCGCUAGUUGAUAUUAUAGCAGCUCAGAUUGAUACAAUUCCAUCGCCUUUUUGUGUUUCGACUAAUGCGGCAGCCAAAAUGUGUUCUCUAGUCGGAAAAGGAAGAAGUUGGAGUAGAUGGUUUUUUCGUUGAGGAUCUAUAAAAUUAUUGAAGAGUUUUGUUUCUGUUGUUAUGUCACUAAAAAUAUACUAAUGAAAUUU